Messenger RNA from Daldinia caldariorum, 2003 nucleotides. RefSeq lists its product as uncharacterized. Lineage: Eukaryota; Fungi; Ascomycota; Sordariomycetes; Xylariales; Hypoxylaceae. The transcript is spliced from 6 exons. Bases 338 to 1891 code for a protein of 517 amino acids. The record is from RefSeq and is a predicted model, not a curated record.
GAUACGACUUCUAAUAUUCUAUGUGACAUACUGUACUUGUGUAUAUAGGGACAUGGCAUUCCCUAUACCAUGCAGAACCCUUUCUCUUCUCUCUCUUCUUGCCUCAUCCAACGACAUCACCGCUUUUUUUUCUGACCCUGUUACGUUCUUUUUCUAGUUCUGGGAACUAAUCUUUUUUUCGUUUAUUCUAUAACGUUCUUUAACAUUAUUAUUAAACCCUUCGGCAUAUAAUAUUCCUUUACCAGGCAGGGCCUCUUUAGUAGACUUUUCUAUUAUACACGCAUCUCCGUAGUUACGACCGAAGCCGUUGUUUAAUACUUCCGAAAAAUCAGACAAUAUGAAGGUUGAGACGAGUGCUGCUUUAUUCGCUCUCUUGAGUGUGGCGUCCGCCCGCCCCGAUGCCGUGAAGUUAUUCAGGACGACCGAUGCUCCUAUUGGUGCGUCGGCCAAGUUCAGGCGCGAGGUUCCUCAGGAGCAUUCGCACGAGAAGUUCCUUAAGGGUGUUGCUCAGGCCUUGAACUUGAACAACGUCGACAAGGUGCAAGACCCUGUCUUCGCUCUCCUUGGAAACAAGGCCGCCGCUCAGGGUGCUGGCCAAGUUCAGGAUCUGGACUGUCUCCAACAGCGAGUGGCUGACCAGGCUUUCACCAACGCCAAAGCGGCUAACGAUGUCGAGGGCAUGACCAACGCGCUGAUGUUCCGUGCUCUUGAAAGGAAUACUGGCUCAGUCGGUCUAGCUUCCGUCCUGUGUACAGAGACCGCCAAGAACCCCGAGAUCGCCGCCAUCCAGCAGCACCAGGACCCCGCCUCCGCGGGUGCCGCCGAGCUGAACAAGAAGAUCACCCUCGCCCUGGCUGUCCAGCUCGCCUCGAUCGGCGCCGAUCCCCAGCUCGCGCUCCAGUCCGGAACUUUUGCCCCCGGCCAGGUCGGAGACACGACCGGCGCGGGUAACACUUGCGACGACCAGAACGACACCGAGGGCUGCAUCUUCACCCAGAACCUCCUCGUCAAGGACGCUACUCCCGAGGAGAUCGACGCUGCUGUUGCCGCGGCUGGUGGAAAUGCCAGUGCUGGUGGUAACAACAACGCCGACGAUACCGCUGAUACGUCCGAGGAUGACGAUUGCGAACCCGAUGAUGGCUCUGCUGAUGCGUCCGAGGAUGAUGAUUGCGAACCUGAUGAUGGGUCCGCUGACAACACCUCAAACGACAACGCCGGCAACGCUGCUGACGAUGCUGAAGAUGACGGAUGCGAUGCGGAUGACGGCUCUGCUGACGAUUCUUCGAACGACAAUGCCAACAACAACAACAAUAACAACAACGGAGGUACCGCCACCACCGGCGUCAACGUCAACGCCUUCACCGGCAGCGUCGGCUCCGCCCCCGUCCCGGUCAUCAGCUCCGCCGCCGCCGCGAAGCCCUUCUCCGUGAACGGCAACGAGUUCCUGAACAAAGGCGCGGCGAUCCAGCGGGCGUGCGACGUGCAGAAGAACGCGUGCGCGAACGCGGCCAACGGCGGGGACAAGAGCAUCACGGUAGGCGACUGCGACGCGCAGCAGCAGCAGUGCGUCGCGCAGAACAACAACAACAGCCAGCGCCGCCGCCGACAGCAGGCCGUGGACACGGGCUCGUGCGGCUCGCCCGCGAUCUCGUUCGGCGCGCAGCAGGACCGCGGGGACGCGGCCGCGUUCGCGCCCGUCAACACCGCCGACUUCAACCACGGCUCCGCCCUCAAGCCCGCCGUCAUCACCGACUUCAUCUGCAGCCAGCUCGAGAGCAAGUGCGGCGCUUCGCCGGAGGCCGUCACGCUGUGCGAGGAGGGCGCCGAGGCCGCCGAUUCGUUGGUCGGACAAGCUGCUGCCGAUGCAUUUAACGCCGCGUUGGGAGUUUAAACUUACCUUACCUUAGGUAGGUAGGUACGUACUUCGCGUUAAGAAGGCUGGGGUAAGAGGAAGAAAGAAGAAAAGGGAGAUGGGGGAAAGUCUACUUUGGUAACAGGCAAGG